AUGGAUGGACGAGGAUGGCAGGAAAGUUCAUUCGAGUCUGAUCUCAACAAAAUGAAGAAGUACUGCUCUUCAAUCCGCGUUGUCGCCCACACUCAGAUGAAGAUCCUUAACCGCAAGCAGAAGAAGGCACAUCUUGUUGAGAUUCAAAUUAAUGGAGGAACUAUUGCUGAGAAAGUCGACUGGGCUAAGGAUCACCUUGAGAAGCAGGUCCCCAUCGACACUGUGUUCUCCCAAGAUGAAAUGAUUGACACCAUUGGUGUUACCAAGGGUCAUGGAUUCAAGGGUGUAACGAGCAGAUGGGGAACCAAGAAGCUUCCCCGCAAGACCCACAAGGGUCUCCGUAAGGUUGCUUGUAUCGGAGCGUGGCAUCCUUCCCGAGUUGCAUUCACAGUUGCUCGAGCUGGUCAAAAGGGAUUCCAUCACCGAACUCACAUUAACAACAAAGUCUACAGAAUUGGACGUUCAUGUCUUACACCGGAGGGCAAGAACAAUGGAGCCACUGAGUUCGAUCUCACCGAGAAGAGCAUCAACCCAAUGGGAGGUUUCCCUCGUUAUGGUCUUGUGAACCAGGACUACGUUAUGCUCCGUGGUGCCGUCCUUGGACCUAAGAAGCGCCUUAUCACACUCAGAAAAUCCCUGGUUGUUGAAACGAAGAGAUUCGCUCACGAGAAGAUCAACAUGAAAUGGAUCGACACCAGCUCCAAGACUGGACACGGACGAUUCCAAACUACUGCAGAGAAGAAAGCAUUCAUGGGCAAGCUUAAGAAAGAUUUCCUUGCCGAGAGCAAAGCCUAA
Cooperia oncophora is the source of this 795-nucleotide messenger RNA. NCBI's taxonomy places the organism in Eukaryota, Metazoa, Nematoda, Chromadorea, Rhabditida, Trichostrongylidae. The record is from the annotation of a GenBank genome assembly.